AUGAUGAUUUUUAUAUCGAAAACUUCAUCUUCAUUUUUUAAUACAUUAUCAACAACAAAGACUUUUAUAUUUAAACAAACUAUGUCUAUUGCUACUACUACUACUGACAAGUCUUCUAAUGAACAACCUGCUAUUCUCAAGUGGGCUUCUAAAGAUGGUGAAUUUAGACGUCAGCAAUCUAUUUUCCGUGAUAUAAUUGAAGAUAAUCCAAAUGCAAAGUUUGCUGCUGAACGUGAUCGUUAUCAUCUUUACAUUUCAUGGGCUUGUCCUUGGGCUCAUCGUACAGCUAUUGUUCGUAACUUGAAAGGUCUAGACAGCUUCAUUGGUCUCUCUGUCGUUGAUUUCUUAAUGUUAGAUCAAGGAUGGAAGUUUUCAACAGCUGAAGAAUGUCCUGGUGCUAUCCCAGAUACGAUCAACAAUGCUUCUUAUCUUCGAGAUCUCUAUUUGAUGGUUAAUCCCAACUAUCAAGGUCGAUUCACUGUCCCCGUCUUGUGGGAUAAAAAGCUUAAAACAAUCGUUAAUAACGAAAGUUCGGAAAUUAUUCGUAUCUUUAAUACUGCCUUUAAUCGCUUUUUAAGUAAAGAAAAGGCAGAAUUGAAUUAUUAUCCCGAACAUCUUCAAAAAGAAAUUGAUGAAAAUAAUGAAUGGAUUUACGAUACCAUUAAUAAUGGUGUUUAUAAGUCUGGGUUUGCUACUACUCAAGAUGCUUAUGAAAAUCAUGUAUAUCCUUUAUUUAAAUCUUUGGAUCGUGUUGAGAAAAUGCUCGAGGGAAAGAAAUAUUUAGUUCAGGAUACAUUUACUGAAGCAGAUAUUCGUUUAUUUACAACUAUUGUCAGAUUUGAUCCUGUUUAUUUUGGACACUUCAAGUGUAAUUUGGGCUCAAUUGAACAUAAUUAUCCCAAUAUUUUGAAAUGGACACGUCGAAUCUAUCAAAAGCCAGGAGUCAAAGAAACUGUUCAUAUGGAUCACAUCAAGAAACAUUAUUAUAUGUCACAUAGACAUAUUAAUCCUACUCAAGUUGUUCCUGUAAAUAAUGGUCCUGACCUUGAUAUUCCCGUUGAACCAUAAUUUUUUUUUUUAUUUU
Cokeromyces recurvatus is the source of this 1084-nucleotide messenger RNA. RefSeq names its product glutathione S-transferase. Lineage: Eukaryota; Fungi; Mucoromycota; Mucoromycetes; Mucorales; Mucoraceae. Bases 1 to 1068 code for a protein of 355 amino acids. The transcript is spliced from 7 exons. The record is from RefSeq and is a predicted model, not a curated record. Gene Ontology annotation, cellular component: cytoplasm. Gene Ontology annotation, molecular function: glutathione transferase activity.